This is a messenger RNA of Saccostrea echinata, 2210 nucleotides long. RefSeq lists its product as uncharacterized. The coding region runs from base 21 to 2060 and encodes 679 amino acids. The transcript is spliced from 2 exons. Lineage: Eukaryota; Metazoa; Mollusca; Bivalvia; Ostreida; Ostreidae. The record is from RefSeq and is a predicted model, not a curated record.
GACACAUCACGGAAAUCAGAAUGGAUCACAUUCCUCGUCUAUCUGAGGUCCUGUACGUGGGUCUGUGUCGUAAGAUAGGGACACCAACAGAAGUGGCCAUCAGAAGGGACGUGAUGGACAUGUGGGAGAUGAUAGAAAAAAAUAAACAAAUAUAUACUGGAACUACAUAUAUGUUUACUGGUAGUUAUAGGGAGGGUUUCAGGUUUGACUCCUCUGAUAUGGACGUGAUGUUUUGGAAUCAUAGCCAUAAAAUGAUAAGCAAAGUUUCUCAGUUCAGCAUUUACGAUACAUCAAAACAUACCAUUAUCCUGAUGGAGGACACUGAUACACCCCCUGGAUUUGUCAUUUUACAACUUCUAACACAGCCAAAGGAUACAUAUAUCACAUCAGCACUUGUUUCCUUGAAGGGAAUAGGUUAUCUUUCAAAUUUGUUAUGGAGGGAAAACAAUUUGCAAAUCAUUAGGGAAUACAAGGGAUAUCACACUGUCGAAAGUCAUGGUCCUUGUUCAACUGGUUGCCAUGGAAAUAUUGAAAUUGAUCUUGCUUUUUGUCUUAAAAGUAUACACUGGACAAAAAUAACAAGUACUUGGAUUGAACGAUCUCUUAAUUACAACUGGCCUCCUGCAUUUGUGUUAAAUGAAAUUCUGAAGAACGGCUAUCAUUGUGUUCCUAUUGGGAAUAAUAUUUUAUCUCCCUUUUAUGAAUUAGAGUGGAGAUUAUCAUUUUCUCAAGCCGAACAAAAAUUAGUGUGUACCAUGAACCAUACCCAAUUCUUGUGUUACGGACUUCUGAAAAUAUUUCUAAAGGAAGUAAUCAAGGACAGUAUUGACGAACCAUUACUUUGUUCUUAUCACAUCAAAACCACAAUGUUUUGGAUAAUACAGUUGGAAACUAUUCAAUGGUGCCCAAACAAUUUACUGAAUUGUUUCUGGAAAUGUUUCAAAUAUCUCGUUCAUUGUGUUUACCGUGGCGUGUUUCCCAAUUUUUUUAUUCCUCAAAAUAACAUGUUUUUAAACAAAAUAAUUGGAUCUGCUCGUGGUUUUCUAUUCGAACAACUUAAUCAGUAUUACAGAAUGGGAGUGUCUUGUCUUCUUCUUAGUCCGACUCUCAGAUCAAUCCUGGAACCAGCUCUAAGAACUCCGUCAUUUGCUGUGCAUUUUCUCGAGGGACAUGUAAAAUCUGAUGUAGAAAUAGAUUAUCAUUGCAGGUUUGAAAUAUUUUCUCUUUCGUUUUCAAACAUGACUUAUCAAGAAAUGUUUACACAAUUGAAAUCGAUAGAAAGAUUAUUGCAAUUUUUAUUUUCGCCAUGCCAAACACUAACAUUACAAUGUUGUACAGCUCAAAUUCUUAUUGACAUGGUGUUCAUUGCGGCACACAGUUCUUUCUGCAAUACUCAUAAAGAGAUGUUUGCUUUAGAAAGAACUUUUUGUAACAUACUGAAACUGGCAGGAAGUAUAGGUUGUGAUUCUGAUUUACUGUAUUUAGCUUUGUAUUACUAUAGAAUUGGUAGAUAUCAUGGAACGAUUAGGUUAAUUCAUUUCAUUAGAAAAAGACUUUCACAGCCUUUCAUCUUCUAUAAUCUUCGAGACGAACAGAGAUAUAAAUCUGUAUGUAGACUGUCUCCGUCUGGACGAAUGAAAAUGGCAAGGGCAAAGGACCUAGUCCUUAAUGUGGGUGUUCUAUAUAUUCCAGAAUUAUUAUUAGAACAACAAGAAGCCAAGAACAGUGGAGAGCUCUCUCUAUUUAUAUCUCCAUUUCUUACACUAGAAUGGUUGUCCGUGUUAUCUUACUACAGACUUGGGAAUCGGCCUCAAUGUCAACAGUCACUGUCGGACUUAAAAACACUGCUGUUGUAUGAUGACGGGAGACAUAUACCUACAGAUCACAGAGAUCUAGCCUGGCAGAUACUGGGAAUCUGUCAGCACCUUGUGGGGGACUUACUUGGGGCAUUACAGUCUUAUCAAGAGUCAUUAAAAAAGGAGCCAUGCCACCGAAUACAGGAAGCUACAGAAGCUAGAAUAAAAUAUACUGAAAUGCAACUUCACAGACACAUUCUGUAAUCGGACAUAUUUAUACAGUUCUCUGUCGUAAAGGCAUAUAGGACCUCAAGAGGUGGUGCACUUAAACUAUAGAAAAAGAUAUUUCAAAAAAAAAUCUGUGACAUAUUGGACAUUCAGCAAUUUUAUUCAAAAAUUUAUUCAGUGUAAUCA